This is a messenger RNA of Ruditapes philippinarum (Manila clam), 1394 nucleotides long. RefSeq lists its product as uncharacterized. The record is from RefSeq and is a predicted model, not a curated record. The transcript has 2 exons. Lineage: Eukaryota; Metazoa; Mollusca; Bivalvia; Venerida; Veneridae. The coding region runs from base 32 to 928 and encodes 298 amino acids.
CUCAAUUAGAGUAAGCUGAAAUUUAUUUGCCAUGCCACGAGGUCGUACACGCCGAAGGAUUCAACCUUCGAGAAGAGAAAUGGCCAUGCGACGCAGCGAGAGAGGACAGGCAGCUUCAGUACCUGAAAUUCCUCUAGGGGAGCGUCGUUUGCAGAGAAAUGCACGAGGGACCGUCGAAUGUCAACAAAAUUCAACUCCACGUCGUGCAGGUAGAGCAGUUGAUGAUUGUGGUAGCGCCCAGCCCCAGCAGAGUCAAGAGCACGUGCAGGAUAACCCGCGCGUCGAUGCCAGACAACCGAGGGGUCAGAAGCGCCAAGCCGACGAAUUGGACGACAUGGUGGAUGUCAGGCUUCUAGAGACUGAAGCGGAUGUUUGGGUCCUGGGUGACUCGAUCCCGUUCUGGGCCGGACAGCAGGCAAAGAAUACAGGAAAGCCUAAUUUGAGAUUGAAAGAUUUAACAAUAGCCUGGUGGGGUAUUCGAGGCCUACGUUGGCAGUCUUUCCCUCACUCUAUUGAAUCACAGGUGUUAUUUUCUUCACCUCCAUCCAUUAUUAUUGUUCAUUUAGGAGGUAAUGAUUUGGCAGAUUUACCGAUUUUAAAUUUGAAAGAUGUUAUUCGGGAUGAAAUUUUUUACUUACGUGAAGCUUUCCCUACAACGGUACUAAUUUGGGUAGAUAUAUUACAGAGGCAGACCUGGCAUAAUGCCACGGGGGGUUGGGUUGCUAUGGAAAAUAAACGCAAACGAGUUAACAGGUUAGGCCGUCAAUUAGUUCAUUCAUCGGGUAAAAGUGACACAAUUAAGCCAGACAUUGAUGCUAAAACUGCAUUUUUUCGGGCAGACGGGGUUCAUCUCAAUGAUAUUGGUUUGGAAUUCCUCCUAGAUUACUUCAAAGAUUCUAUCAUAAAAAAUGUACCAGUCUCCCAAUAAGAAUUUGGGGGAUAAAUUUUUUGAUAAAUUUAUUGUGGCGUAAAAUUCUUCCGAUCGAGAGGAGAUCAGACAUUGUAUUCUGUUUUGUUGGCAUUUUAACUUAAAACCCUGUGUAUGGUUCUACUGCUCGUGACGGAAUACCCGUCAGGGUAGGCCGACCUAUAAUCAGGAAAUUAAUUUUGGAAGUAUCAUACAGUUUGUCCAUGUGUUUGGACUGCAGUUUGCGUUAUUUGGUUUUGCCCGUAGUACUUGGCAAUUCCUGUUUUUUGCGUUGCAGUGUAUGGCGUUGCCGUACAAUGGCGUCAGUUGUGGGUUCUAUUUAUACGCUUGGGUUCCCAGCGAUGAAUGGAAUCUUCAAUUUGAUGUCAUUUGCGGUAAUCUUUUGGACUGUUGAACACUGUGUUUUGCGUUUGCGUUGCGUUGCGUUUGUAUGAUACUGUUUGCAUGUUUUUGUAUGUAUUUGGAC